Colletotrichum scovillei is the source of this 1482-nucleotide messenger RNA. RefSeq lists its product as uncharacterized. Lineage: Eukaryota; Fungi; Ascomycota; Sordariomycetes; Glomerellales; Glomerellaceae. The record is from RefSeq and is a predicted model, not a curated record. The coding region runs from base 149 to 1189 and encodes 346 amino acids. The transcript is spliced from 2 exons.
AUCAUACCUGUGAAAAUCUCUUACGGGUCUGGUGGCGUGCCAAAAUUGAACACCCCGUGCUUCGAAUCUGAACUUCAUAAUACCUUACGCUGCGCUAGCCACUGACAGUGUAUUCAAUCCUACUUUAGUCAACGAGACCACUGUCUUUAUGCUCCAUUCAAGUCGACGGGAUGGCUUAUUCAGAUCGAAGCUUCGACAGCUAGCAGAGAGAUCUGAAGCACUCUGUGCUAUUUUGCUGGCCACUCACCUCUACAUCUCAAACCCAGAUGAUCCUUCACAACUUUUCGAAGAGUACUACCUUCGAGGCCUUGCGCUCUUCCGCAACCAAUUGGAAUCAUUCAAUGGGAGUGUUGAUCUUGGCGCAAUGUACGCUGGGCUUUUCAUCUGCACCCUGAAUCUAUUUCAGAGUGCUCCCUGGUCCAUCCACCUCGAGCUCAUGACAACAGUCUACGGUCUCAACAAAGAUCUCCACAACUCACCUGUCUUAUCCGAGCCUGAAGCGCGGUUUGCCUUAGAGCUGAUGGGUCUCAUGGACAUGCCGACCUUCGUCCGCGGUCGCUCAACUCUGUCGUUGGGAAUCUGGAAAAGAUUGCGGCUUGCGCAAGGAUCAAUUGGUAUGAAAAGGGGCGGCAUUCAAUCUGUUUCAAGCCUCCCAAGAUCCUUGCUCGACAUUUUUGCGAAUAUUCAGGACGAAGAUUCUGACACAUAUUUCUUGCAAUGGUUUGGAGAAACGGGAGAGAUACCGCAGAUUCAUCUGUGGGAGGCGUACCGUCUAGCAGGUAUUCUGACUGGUCGACGACUACGCAUCCGUGCAAACCCAGGCAUUACGGCAGCUACAUCAACAUCAUGCCCUGCCACUCCUUCUGCCGAGGUACUGUUAGGCCGUUUAGUCGCUUCCAUGGACGCGCUCUGCGAUGCGACCAGCCGGCCUGAAUAUUCACAGCUUCUCACGACUAAUGCACUGCUCUAUCCCUAUGUGGCGGCGCGGCUUGAAGUGGCUAUCUUGCUUCGCCAGCCCACUUGGAUGGAAUCACUCCGGCGAGUAACAGAGAAAUAUCAGCCAUACGGCAAGACAGCGAACGCGCGUAACAUUACCGAGAUGCUAGAUGAAGCCUGGGACUCAGGAAAUGAUGCGUAUGAUAUUGAUGAGCAAGCAAGAAGGCGGAAUGUCGAGGUUGCCCUAUUCUGAGGAAUCAUCAUGAAAUUUUACUACGAGAGUCUGCGUCUUCAUUCUUCCGUGGGCACAUUGGUCACAAUCCUCUGAAGUCAAGAGCUCAAUAUUACGGCGUUCAAGUGCGGCCGGAUCACCUGCCGCCGUGAGCACGGGCGACGUGGGUGAGAAGGGUGAGUGAAAGGUGAUUAUAGGGGUUGAACGGCGAAUAGAUAAUAACCAUGGGAGAUGUAUUAGCGGUAAAGACUUUGGAAUGCUCCUAGUAAUACCAUGGUAGUUCUGAAGUAUAGUUAAGUUAAUUUGCAUGGCAG